Notodromas monacha is the source of this 564-nucleotide messenger RNA. NCBI's taxonomy places the organism in Eukaryota, Metazoa, Arthropoda, Ostracoda, Podocopida, Cyprididae. The record is from the annotation of a GenBank genome assembly.
AUUCAGCCAACGCUGUUCUCCGUUCUACACACAUCAACGGUUACGCAUCAUGAUGGCAUUUCACAUGAGUACUUCAACUUGCUUUGUCGAUUGCUGAAUUAUGCCUCUGUCAACCAUCUUCCGAUCCCCGGAGCAGAAGAGUUGCUCAUUCGCGAAAUCUCUUGGCUGCGGGAUGUGCGCAGGAAAAUGAUGAAACUUGGUCUGCGACCGGUGUCGGAUACAUUACUAGAAGGUCAUUUGACAGUCGCGAAAGAACUCACCAGUUUUAUGACGCCUGAGAAGAAGUACGAGCUGGGACUGAAAACUGUCGAUUCGGAGGAUUGCUGCACCAACCUGAGUGCCGGAGAUGUUUCGGAUUUUCUACAGCAAGAAUAUACGUUGCUGCGAGAUCUUCUGGAUAACUUUUUGUUUCCUGCGACUCGUCAGCUGAUGGCUGUAAGAGGAAGAGAGCGCGCGAUUCCUGAACUAACGCGGGGCAAACUCACCACCCCUGUGUGCAACACGAGAUCAACUUGCAUUGCUGCUUACGAUUUUCUUGUUGCCUUGGCUACUGGCUGUGUUCAG